AUGGAGGAUUUGCAUCGCGAACAUGAUAGAAACAGAGAAGUGGGAGUAUUGGAGAAGGAACAUAGCAUUAGUGAGGUCAAGGCAGGUUUCCGAAAGAAGAGGGGGUGCGUAGACCACGUAUUCACGGUAGGGAGAAUCAUCCAAGGUAGAAAGAGGGCGGGAAAGCCGACGUACUGCUUCUUCCUGGACGUGAAAAAGGCAUACGACACCGUAUGGAGAAAUGGGUUGUGGAAACAACUGUCCAAAUACGGGAUCGAGGGGAAAGUCGCGGUCAUGCUAGACGGAGAACGGUCUAAAUUCUUCGACAUUGAGCAGGGGGUCCCACAAGGUUGCACGCUGUCCCCAACAUUGUUCCAGGUGUUCAUCAGCGAUCUUUUGGAAGUCGCAGAGGCAGUCAGGAAGGGAGUAAAAGUAGGGGACACGGAAACGUCGGUUUCAGGAAUGCUGUUUGCGGAUGAUUUUUUCGGUAUGUCGGACACCCCUGAGGGACUGCAACUGCAAAUUGACGCGGCGAAGAAGUUUACUGAUAAGUGGAUACUGUCUGCCAACGUUCAGAAGAGUGCCGUCAUGGUAUGCAACGAGAACCAGAAGGAACUAGUAGAAGAUAGAGGGAAGUGGGGGAUCGGGAUUGCAAGCGCCGUCAUGGUAUGCAACGAGAACAAGGAGGGACCAGUUGAAAAUAGAUGGAAGUGGGGGAUCGAGGAGAUUGCAGAAGUGGACCAGUGCACAUACCUCGGAGUAGAGAUCGCAAAAGACUGCUCGUGGAAUGCACACAUGUCCAAGGUGGCGGAAAAGNGCAAGAAGAAGGAGAAGAAGACAUUUGCACCGCCGGCCGCUACCAGCGAGAAGAAGAAGGAAAAGAAGAAGACCGCGGAGGAGGAGCUAUAUGUUGCUUGUGCCCAGAGAGAACAGAAUCUAAGGAAAGAAUCCAAGGAUGAGGAGGGUCUAGAAGUGUACGGCAUGUUGAAGGAAGGAAUAGAGUUCAAGGACUACCUACAUGGACCAAUGGAUGCAGGAACAAAGCUUAAGGUCAAAUUCAGGACCGGGGACAUAGGCCUUCGAGAACGUCGACGAAGACAUAGGACGGUAGACGAGGAAGACGACGAGUUCAAAUGUGAUUGCGGCUUCGAAUGCGAAGACCGUGUUCAUGUAGUCGCGGAAUGUCCGUUGUACAAGAAGGAGAGGGAAGUGUA
Molecule: messenger RNA, 1193 nt
Organism: Ectocarpus sp. CCAP 1310/34
Lineage: Eukaryota; Phaeophyceae; Ectocarpales; Ectocarpaceae
Source: the annotation of a GenBank genome assembly